This is a messenger RNA of Camelina sativa (false flax), 2651 nucleotides long. The record is from RefSeq and is a predicted model, not a curated record. NCBI's taxonomy places the organism in Eukaryota, Viridiplantae, Streptophyta, Magnoliopsida, Brassicales, Brassicaceae.
CAUUGCAUCGGUUGGCGCGAAAAUCGGCAAUAAACCCUAAUUUAUCCCAGACCGACGCUUCUUCUUCCUCUUCCACACCUAAACCCCACACCACAUAAACCCUUUUCCUCUAGAAUUUGAUUUCCAUGACGAUUCUUCGAUCUCGUAAAAUCCCUUCGGCCUCAGCCAAGCCACUCCCUAAAGAAUCGGACAUCGAGCCCUCCACUCCUUGUCGUACACAAGAGCCCGAUGUUCACCGUUCGCCGGAUGAGAUCGCUCCCAAAUCGGGUCCUACUGUUGAACCCACUCACACAACCCGGAGGCGUAGUCUUCGUCUUGCACACCAAUGCGACGACGUCGGCGAUGACUGUGUCACUGAGAAAGGGGUUAGUGUUUCAGUUUGUGGCGAGAGCAUGCCCAAUAAUAUAGAUGUUAAGUUUUUGAGUUUGCGGUCAGGGAAGAAAGUUGCUAAGAGGGGAAUUGAAGAACAUGGUAUUGAAACAAUUGAAUCUAGGAGAUUUGAUUUCGAAACCCAAUUUGAUGCAUUGGAGAGUGGGGUCAGUAAACGCAAGAGGGUUUGUGUUGAUUUGGUUGAAGAUAAUAUUGUGAGAAAGGAAUCAGAGAAUAGUGGGAUUUCUGGAGAUUGUGGAGUGGUUAAUGUAGAUUUCAAACUGGAUUCACAGUCUGGAAGAAUGGUUAAUGAGGAGAUGGGAUAUACUAGUGGUAAUGACUCUUUACCGGAGGAUUGUGCUGAAGAAAAUGAGAGCAAGAACAAAGGAAAGGCUGUAUUGGAAGAUUCCUCUGGAUUAAAUGAUGUGCAGGUGAUUUGUGUUGAGAGUUACGACAUGCCAAGUAGCUCUAUGGGUACUAGGAGAAGAUAUACUCGGGAGGAGAAGGGAAAGGGUAUUCAGGUGGAGACUGUCUCUUCUCCAAUCACGGUUGAGGUUGUCGAAGUUGUUGAAGAAGAAAUGGAGAUUGAGAAUGAGAAUCCCCCUGAUGCCUCUGUACCAGAAUUGUCUGCGACGACGGUUAAUGCAGAACCAACGCAGAAUCAUAACAGUAAUGAAACUGGAAACGGUUCAAGAAGUCGGCACUUUCGCGACAUUGCCAGGAGAAAUGCUUCCAGAUUUGCUCAUUUUGAUGCUCGAAUGGAGGAAGAAGAGGACUUGUCAGAUAGAGAGGGUGAACAACAGGUCGAAGAUUGGCCUGGCCCUUUCUCUACUGCCAUGAAAAUAAUUAAGGACCGGGAAGAAAACACGACUUCGUAUUUUGGUAUUGGUGUCUCCAACAAAGAAAGAUCUUCACCAACUAUUUGGGUUCCUAGAAUAAACUGUACUUCUGCCCCUCGAAAAGCUCCAUCUCUGCAAGAGCUAUCUUUGCAAAUUCUUGUCAAGAAUGCUGAUGCCAUCGUUUCGCUUGACUAUGUUCCGGACGCACUAAGGGUUAAACUUUGUCAAUCGCUAUGUGAUUCUAGGCGAAUGGACGUACACUUUCUUGAUCUUCUUGUCCGUGGAUCUCCAACAGAAAUUUGUGUUCCAGAUUGCUCAUGGCUGACCGAGGAACAAUUCACUGAAUGUUUUAAGAACUGUGACACCAGCAAUUUGAUGGUUCUUCAACUCGACCAAUGUGGACGUUGUAUGCCAGAUUAUGUACUACACCUCACCUUAGCAAGGUCACCAAAACAGUUGCCAGUGCUAUCUUCUUUAUCCUUAAGUGGUGCAUGCCGGCUCUCCGAUGUGGGGCUAGAGGCACUUGUUUCUGCUGCUCCUGCGAUUACAUCUAUUAAUCUCAGCCAAUGCUCUCUUUUAACAUCAUCUAGCAUUGAUAUGUUAUCUUAUUCAUUGGGGUCAGUUUUAAGGGAAUUGUAUAUCAACGAGUGCCAAAACAUUGAUAUGAAGCUUAUUCUACCAGCAUUAAAAAAGUUCGAGAAGUUGGAAAUAUUGUCCCUUGCGGAUCUUCCUUCAGUCAAGGGUCAGUUCUUGAAGGAGUUUGUUACUGCUAGAGGACAGACCCUGAAGCAGCUAAUUUUGACCAACUCUGGGAAAUUAUCUGAUUCUUCUAUUAAAAUCAUCUCUGAAAACUGUCCCAAUUUAACCGUGCUUGACCUGGCUAACGUAUGUAAGUUGACGGAUUCUUCUCUGGGCUACCUUGCAAAUGGCUGUCAAGCUCUGGAGAAAUUGAUUUUUUGUCGCAACUCUUUUAGUGAUGAAGCUGUAGCUGCAUUUGUAGAAACUGCAGGCCAUUGUCUGGAGGAGCUAUCACUAAACAAUGUUAAGAAGGUUGGCCACAACACGGCCCUAGCAAUUGCCAAACAUUCAGAAAAGCUGCAGAUUUUGGAUGUAUCCUGGUGCCGAGAUAUGUCAGACGAUUUAUUAGGCUACAUCGUCGAUAACUGUUCAUCUCUGAAAGUGUUGAAGGUCUUUGGAUGCACUCAGGUGACGGAUGUAUUCGUUAAAGGUCACUCAAAUCCUACGGUGAAGAUCUUAGGUUUGAAGAUGGUUCCCUUCUUGGGUCACCUUACAAAGAACUUUGCUGAUUACUGAAAGAAACUCAAUAUCUCCCUCUGCUUUGUUUGGUUUUAGAGAAGAGCAGAGACGGUCUACUAAAUUGUCCAAACAUGUGUUUUUGGUUGAUACCUAAUCUAGUAUUUAUUAAAUUGACAAGAUCGAAAA